Molecule: messenger RNA, 2733 nt
Organism: Drosophila hydei
Lineage: Eukaryota; Metazoa; Arthropoda; Insecta; Diptera; Drosophilidae
Product: IQ and AAA domain-containing protein 1-like
Exons: 8
Coding region: 85-2703 (872 amino acids)
Molecular function (GO): protein binding; ATP hydrolysis activity; ATP binding
Source: RefSeq, a predicted model, not a curated record
AAAAUAUAUAUUAGUUAAAAACAGCUUUUGCUUAAAAUAAAUUUUAAGUUUCGUACUAAUUUCUGGAAAAAACGCAAUUUAAAGAUGUCCUUCGAUUUGAAUCAUAAGUACUGGAUUUCUACUUCUAAAGAAAUCAGUCAAUUGAUAAAAAAACAAAAUCGAUUAAAGAAAAUUGAACCCCCGGAGCAAAAAUCAGUUUCAUUCAAAAUAUUCUCUGAGCUAUAUAUAUUAUAUGUUGAACUUGUCAAUAAAUUAACUUUUAUUUAUUUAAACACAUUUCAAGUGCAAAAAAGAGAUGUGGUCAGAAAGCUGGUUGAAAGUGCAACUCAGCAACUCGUGUUGCUCAAAGAUGAGCUGAAAGAAAUGGAGUUAAGCGAAUACAUUUAUAUGGACAAACUGUUAAUUGCACGAAAAUUGACUCCAUACGAUUUGAUGAUUUGGAGAUCUCCGCAAUUUCUAUAUCGUCGUCCAUUAGACAUUCAAAAUAUUCUAUCAGAAAAUAAGCUUUACAUGAAUGAUCAAGAGAAAGAGCAAAGCGAUGCAUUAAGCUGGAGUAAAGUAAGCGAUGCAGUGGCGCUUAUACAAGCCCAUGAGCGAGCCCGAAGUGCUCGUGUUUACAAGUCGAAUAUCAAUUAUGAUAAGAAAUUCUUGGAGGUCAAGCAGAGAGCAAAGGUUAACUAUCGGUUUACCUUCAAGCCAAACCAGCCUAUGAGUAUUCCUGUUAAAAGAACUAUAUUCACAGCGGACUUCAUUAAAACUGACGAAUCUUGUAAAGAAUUACGAGAUAAAAUCGAUAAUUUAACAGGCCAUGUAACAGAAAAUAGUACGGACGAUUCGAAUGAAAUUCGCAAUCGAGCAGCGAGUUUAAUUCAAUCUUGGUGGAGAGCUUAUAAAACAAAAAAAAUUUAUAAAAUUAAAAAACAAUUUAAACGAGAGUUGUUGGGCAUACGAAAAAUACGACAACUAAAAAGACCAAACCAGUUUGCUAACUCGGUUCUUGAGAUGUAUAAAAAUGAACAGAAAAAAAAAAAACUUGACGAAGAAUUUAAACAACUUAUUAUGGACGAACGGACGCGAUUGCUUCAAGUUCGGAGCCCCUGGAUGAUGGAAGACAUUUCUGAUCAUAUUCGCGGUUGGUUUAAAGAAUUCUACACAGCAACUGAGAAUUUUCACCCGUACCCUGAUCCAGUUAAGAACGGAACUGUGUUGGUUGUCAUUGAUGAAACAAUGAGUAUAGGCGAUUUUCAGGAGAGUCUAACCAAAAAACCAUUGUCAAAGGAAGAAAAGCAAAAACUAAAAAGUAAAUUAAGAAUGGAAAAGAGGAAAAUUAAAGCGAAAAUUAAAAAUCAAAAAAUGAAAGAGGCUAAACGUAGAAAGAAGUUGAGAGAUUUAGGAAUAUUUGAUGUUGGUUAUACAUUAUCAACAAGCAAGCCAAUAGAAAACAUUGAAGAGACAAUGAAGCAAUUUGCAAUUGAUUGGCGAAACGUUGAUGAAUAUCUAAAUAAGAAUCACGAUCCAAUUAAAGCCUGGGUAACUGAGAAAGAAUUAGAUGUAAUACAUCACGAAUUGCGAGAAUUGGUAGACGAGUAUAUGCGUGUUGAAUAUGAACUGCUAAGAGAGGCUUUAGCUGCGGAUAAUAAUCAGCCCUAUAAAGCGUUAAAGGUAAAAAAGAAGAAGAAAAAGAAGGGCAGAAAGAAGAAAAAAGUUGUGGAUCCGACAGGAGAUAGAACACUCAGCUCAUUGUAUCACGAACUCAAGGAUGCAUCUGUAAUUGAGGAAAUUUCCCAUAAAGACUUCAACGAAUUCAUUGCUGACUUUAAUUUUAUUGCUGAUGAUACAAGAGAUGAAGACAAUUUGACAACUGUUGGCGCUGCAAAGGGAGAUAUUAAAAUGGUUGUUCAGGAAAGUAUGCUUGGAAUGAGCGAGUUUGAUAUAGACAAACCCAAAUCAAUUUUACUCGUUGGUCCACUCAAUAGUGGGAAAAAGUUGCUCUGCAAUAUAAUUGCAUCAGAGUUGGAUGCUGUUUUUAUAAAUCUUAGUCCAGAAAAAGUGUGCAAUUACUCGAAAGACAUGAACAUGUUCAUACAUAUUGUCAUGAAAGUAGCUCGAGAAUUUCAGCCAGCAAUAUUAUUUAUUGAAGAAGCUCAUCGGGUAUUUUAUAAAAAGGUUCCAUCGGAGGAAAAAUAUAUGUCACCAACACUACUCGCUCCGUAUAUUCAAAAGAAAAUCUUAAAGCCAAUUAAAAAGACUGAUAAAAUUGUACUUCUCGGUACAACAAGUUUACCUUGGCUGGCCAAGCCGCUCCUUAAGAAAACUUUCCAAAAAAUCUUACUUAUUCCGAAAUGCGACUAUGGUACUUGCUUUUUGCUUUGGUUGGAUUUGAUGACCGAAAAUGCACCAGAUGCUCUAGAGAACUACGCUUAUUCUGCAUUGGCAAAAAUUAUGAAAGCAUAUAAUUCUGGUGAUACAUCUAACAGUAUAGCUAAUACAUUGAGUGUGUCUCGAAAAAUGCGUCUCAAAGCUGAAGCAUUGAACCCAGAGGAAUUUUUGGAAUACUUCUUGACGGAAAUGGAUCCUCCACUUUUCCCACUGGAGGAUAAGAUAAUGGAUAAAUUCAAAAAAUGGUUUGGAGGCUCAAAUAAGUUCGAAAAGAUGAGAAGGGCUGCAAUGGCUUUGAAAAUGGCAAAGCAAAAAAAGAAAUAAUCUUUAUUUAAAACGAGUCAUUAUUUUAAA